This is a messenger RNA of Fusarium graminearum PH-1, 593 nucleotides long. RefSeq lists its product as uncharacterized. The transcript is spliced from 2 exons. NCBI's taxonomy places the organism in Eukaryota, Fungi, Ascomycota, Sordariomycetes, Hypocreales, Nectriaceae. The record is from RefSeq and is a predicted model, not a curated record. Gene Ontology annotation, molecular function: zinc ion binding; cytidine deaminase activity. The coding region runs from base 45 to 593 and encodes 182 amino acids. Gene Ontology annotation, cellular component: cytosol.
CUUUUUCCCCUUCCCCCCUUUCACUUCCUCUUUCUUCUUUACCAAUGGAAACUCCAGAGACCAUCACCAGAGGCGACACCGCCAAAACGGCAGAGGUUUGCAAAGCACACGGCAUCUCGCCGGAAGAGUUCUCGGAGCUCCGUACUCGUGCAACAGCAGCAAAGGCGACCGCCUACUGCCCCUACAGCCAGUUCCGCGUCGGAGCCACGGUUCUGUCAAGCGAGGGCAAGCUCACUAGCGGUGCCAACGUUGAGAAUGCGUCGUACCCUGUGGGAACUUGUGCAGAGCGUGUGGCUCUCGGUACGGCUGUGACAAGCGGUCACCGUGGGUUCCGGGCCAUCGCCGUAGCUACGGAUAUUGCACCGCCUGCGAGCCCUUGCGGGAUGUGCAGACAGUUCAUUCGAGAGUUUUGCAAGUUGGACACGCCUAUUAUUAUGUUUGACAAGAAUGAGGAUUUUGUAGUUGUAAAGUUGGAGCAGGUCAGUCAUGAUACUUUUCUUACUCCUGGAUUUGCGAUUAAUGGUUUGCAGAUUUUGCCUAUGUCUUUUGGACCUGACCAGCUCCCACGUCCUGGAGCAGCAGUGACCGAAUAG